Messenger RNA from Symbiodinium necroappetens, 633 nucleotides. NCBI's taxonomy places the organism in Eukaryota, Dinophyceae, Suessiales, Symbiodiniaceae. The record is from the annotation of a GenBank genome assembly.
AUGGUUCUUAUUUCUUCAGAACUUGCCUGUGCCCUUGAGGAGCUCGUGGACGCGUGGGAUCCACAAGCAGAGUGCCAGCCCAAGUCAAGCGAGCUGACUGCUCAAUUCUGCAAAGCUUUGGGAGCUUCGGACUAUUUCUUGGACAGUGCCGACCGAAUCCAUUUCUUCAUCGAGAAGGAUGCAGAGGAUGAGGAUGGCAAGAUCAAGAAGUCUGUUUCGAAGGCUAGAUCCUUGAACAAGGUUGGCCACGGCCUUCACGUGGCAGAUCCUCUGUUUCGGGAGUACAGCCAGUCCAGCAAGGUGGCGGAGCUUGUUGCGGAGCUCGGCUGGCGUGACCCGGUGUUGCCGCAGUCCAUGUACAUCUUCAAGCAGCCGGCUACCGGAAGCGAGGUCACCUCUCAUCAGGAUUCCUCCUUCCUGUACACCACCCCCAGGCCGACCUGCAUGGGUCUGUGGCUAGCCUUGGACGAUGCCACUCUGGAAAACGGCUGCUUGUGGGCCAGGCCUGGCUCGCACAAAGAAGCUGUUCGAAGGAUCUUCGCACGUGUCUCAGAAGAUGGUGCUGGCACCUUUGAAGGUUUGUUCCACUUGGGUGUGAUACUUCUUGCCGUCAGCAGCUCUUAUGGGCAAUGA